AUGGCUGACAACGAAGAUGAGCUCGUCGACUACGAUGAAGAGGAGGAGGCCGCCAACGUCUCUGCGGAUAAGUCUGGCGAGGCUAAAGACACGAAAAAAGGUCAUUACGUCGGUAUUCAUGCUUCUGGAUUUAAGGAUUUUUUGCUCAAGCCUGAAUUGCUUCGAGCUAUUGUCGAUGCUGGUUUCGAGCAUCCUAGUGAAGUUCAGCACGAAACAAUCCCCCAGGCUGUUCUAGGUGGAGACAUUGUCUGCCAAGCAAAGUCUGGUAUGGGAAAAACUGCCGUUUUUACAUUGGCUACUUUGCAUCAGCUUAGCGUUGAAGACGACAAGGUCGCGUGUCUUGUCCUGUGCCAUACCCGUGAAUUGGCAUUCCAAAUUGCCCAUGAGUACGAACGUUUCUCGAAAUACUUGCCCCAGGUGAAGACUGCUGUUUUCUAUGGUGGUGUCAAUAUUAAGACGAACAGAGAAAUCUUGAAGAACGAUUGUCCCCAUGUUGUUGUUGGAACUCCUGGGCGUAUCUUGGGUCUUGCCAGAGACAAGGACUUGAAGUUGGAUUCCAUCAAGCACUUUGUUCUCGAUGAAUGUGAUCGCGUUUUGGAAUCCCUCGAAAUGAGACGUGACAUUCAAGAAAUUUUCAAAUUGACCCCCCAUGAGAAGCAAGUUAUGUUGUUUAGUGCCACCCUUUCCAAGGAGAUUAGACCGGUUUGUAAGAAGUUUUGCCAGGAUCCAAUGGAGAUCUUCGUUGACGACGAAACCAAGUUGACUCUGCACGGACUCCAACUUUACUACGCCAAGCUUAGUGAGGCAGAGAAGAACCGCAAGUUGAAUGAUCUUCUUGAUGCUUUGGAAUUCAACCAAGUUGUUAUCUUCGUUUCGAAGGUCGCCCGGGCUAAGGAAUUGAAUCGUCUUCUCACUGACUGUAAUUUCCCUUCCAUCUGUAUUCAUGGUGGUAUGAAACAAGAUGAACGUAUCAAGCAAUACAAGAGCUUCAAGGAUUUCAAUGCUCGAAUCUUGGUCGCCACUGAUUUGUUUGGACGCGGUAUUGAUAUUGAACGCGUCAAUGUUGUCAUCAACUACGAUUUCCCUGAUGAAAGUGAUCAAUUCCUUCACCGUGUUGGACGUGCUGGACGUUUCGGAACCAAGGGAAUUGCAGUGUCCUUUGUAUCCAGUGAUCAGGACAAGGAAAUUCUGAGCCAAAUUCAAUCUAGAUUCGAGGUGAAUAUCCCAGAGCUACCUGAUGAAAUCGAUAUGUCUACAUACGCUGCUGCAUAA
This is a messenger RNA of Cylindrotheca closterium, 1272 nucleotides long. The record is from the annotation of a GenBank genome assembly. NCBI's taxonomy places the organism in Eukaryota, Bacillariophyta, Bacillariophyceae, Bacillariales, Bacillariaceae.